UCCACGGGUUCAAAAAUGAAUGUCAAAGUGAUAACUCCUUGCAGUCCUCUUAUAUGUCUCUCUGUUCUUGUGUUAGCAGUCAAGAAAAAGGAAGUUAAAGCCACUGGACCAACCUUUGCUCGGCUCUCCCUUUUCAACUAUAUUCCUCACAACUCUAUCAAUGACAAGCUUUCUUACACAGAUCAACUCAGAUUCCUCGACAAAACAGCAAUCAUGACUCCCCAAGACCAUGUGAAUGCAGAUGGAUCGCUAGUGGAAGAAGCGAUAUGCUUGUUGAGAGUGGUUCCUCUAUGGGCAGCUGCUAUCAUAUACUAUUUUGCUAUAGUUCAACAGCACACCUAUGGAGUCUUCCGAGCAGUUCAAAGCCACAGACGCAUCGGAAACAGCAACUUCAAGAUACCAGCCGCAACAUAUAUAUAUUGUGCUCUUGAUGCUAAGUUUAAGCAUUUUCAUAUCUAUCUAUGACCGGAUUUUUGUCCCUUUUCUGCGAAGGAUUACAGGUAAAGAAGGUGGCAUCACGAUCCUUCAAAGAAUCGGCACUGGCAUCUUUCUCACCAUUGCAGCAAUGUUAGUCUCUGGCUUAAUUAGUCGAAGAGAAGCAAGGGACUAUAGCUCUUACCAAGCCGACUCAAAGAAGAGGUGCCAUCUGAUCAAUGUCGGCUUUAUGGUUAACUCUUCCGCUAUCUUUAGCAGGAACAGCAGAGGCAUUUGGUUCCAUUGGACAGACUGAAUUCUACUACCAGCAGUUUCCUGAGAAGCAUUGGAGGGUCUCUCUUUCAUUGUGGCAUAGCAGGCCUCAAGUUAUCUGGGUAGUUUUUUUUUUAUUGCUAUAUAUGCCACUGAAGUGAAAAAUUUUGAUCAUUUCUUUAGGAAGAAGACGACUCUUUUUAACAUUUAAUUCAUGCUAAUUUUAUAAUCAACAAAAUAUUUUACUA
Populus nigra (black poplar) is the source of this 935-nucleotide messenger RNA. Its product is annotated as protein NRT1/ PTR FAMILY 2.10-like. NCBI's taxonomy places the organism in Eukaryota, Viridiplantae, Streptophyta, Magnoliopsida, Malpighiales, Salicaceae. The record is from RefSeq and is a predicted model, not a curated record. The coding region runs from base 16 to 465 and encodes 149 amino acids. The transcript has 2 exons. Gene Ontology annotation, cellular component: plasma membrane.